AUGCAAAAAUCAUUCAGCAUCCAUGGACCUGGGGGUGAAAAGAAAACCGUCACCCAUAGCCAGCUGCCGCUGACAUCUGCCUAUGCAUUCACUGACUACAGGUCACAAGGACAAACAAUCAGUCACUCAAUCAUAUAUAUCGGCACUCCACCCAGCGCAAAACUCACACUAUUUAAUGCAUAUGUUGCACUAUCCUAA
This is a messenger RNA of Suillus plorans, 198 nucleotides long. RefSeq lists its product as uncharacterized. NCBI's taxonomy places the organism in Eukaryota, Fungi, Basidiomycota, Agaricomycetes, Boletales, Suillaceae. The coding region runs from base 1 to 198 and encodes 65 amino acids. The transcript has a single exon. The record is from RefSeq and is a predicted model, not a curated record.